Molecule: messenger RNA, 820 nt
Organism: Trifolium pratense (red clover)
Lineage: Eukaryota; Viridiplantae; Streptophyta; Magnoliopsida; Fabales; Fabaceae
Product: soluble inorganic pyrophosphatase PPA1-like
Exons: 8
Coding region: 14-595 (193 amino acids)
Biological process (GO): phosphate-containing compound metabolic process
Cellular component (GO): cytoplasm
Molecular function (GO): magnesium ion binding; inorganic diphosphate phosphatase activity
Source: RefSeq, a predicted model, not a curated record
CAAUCAAGUGAAAAUGGCUGGUCAAACAAAUACUGCUCAUCCAUGGCAUGACUUAGAAAUUGGCGAAGAAGAUCCAUCAGUUUUCAAUUGUGUGAUUGAAAUUGGACAAGGAAGCGAGGUUAAGUAUGAACUGGACAAGAAAAGUGGACUUACAAAGGUUGAUCGCAUUCUUUACUCAUCAGUUGUCUACCCACAUAACUACGGGUUCAUUCCAAGAACCCUUUGUGAAGAUCAAGAUCCCUUGGAUGUCCUAGUUCUGAUGCAGGAGCCUGUGAUACCUGGUUGUUUGCUGCGUGCCCGUGCUAUUGGAUUAAUGCCCAUGAUUGACCAGGGAGAGAAAGAUGACAAGAUCAUAGCAGUUUGUGCUGAUGACCCUGAGUACCAACAUUACACGGACAUCAAACAGCUUCCUCCACAAAGGCUUGCUGAAAUUAAAAGAUUUUUCGAGGACUAUAAGAAGAAUGAAAACAAAAAAGUCAAUGUUGAAGACUUUCUACCAGCUGAAUCUGCUGUUAAGGCUAUUAAACACUCCAUGGAUCUAUAUGCUGAUUAUGUUGAAAAACUUAAUGAAGUGACUUCUUUGAAAACUGAUUAGCAGCAAAUUGCAGCGACAUAUUCAAUUAUAUUUGUAAAUGUCUAUGAAGAUCAUCACUUUGAUUUGUUUUUCAUGCUAUCGCGUUACUACGCUACAAUGACUGGCUUCAACUGAUUGAUGCCUAACUCUUUUGAUUUGUUUUUCUUGUAUUAACAGUUCUUGUGCUUUACCUCCAAGUUACUUUAGAUAUAUGGCAGUGUAUGGUACAUUCAAAUAAAUAAGCAC